UUAUUCGACGAAGUUGCCGGCGGUAUAAAAAAAAAUGGACAUGGAAGUUUCAAUACAAAAAUAGAAAUAUAGAUCUAAAUUUAAAAGUCUCGCAACAAUUUAUUGGUCGCAUUACUCAUUAAAACACAUUCCCAAUGAAUGACAUUCUCAAUGGACUUAAUAAAAUUCAAACGAGGUGAAAAGGUUCAUGAUCUAGGGGCUAUUAGCUCCAUGACUCCAUCAGAAAAAAGCGAAAAUGAUUAUGACGACGACUUACCCAGCUGCAGCAGUGAUCAAGACUCCGAUUAUGAAAGUGAAUACGGAAAAGAGUCUAUUGAUGAUGGAAGACCUUUUAAAAUUCACUGGAGUGACACAACAAAAAGAGCUCCAGUUUUAGAAUUUAACGCUGAAGCAUUUUUUAAUGAUGAUACAAACUUGAAAAAAACUGGACAGGAAUGUGGUCUUAUUUGUAAAGUUACAGGAAAUGCACAGAUAAUGCGAGAAAUUUUGUUAGCUCAUGGAUUUUAUGAGACUCACAGAAACACAAGAUGUUUUAACUUAAAUUGGGCUGCCAAUCAUCCUAGUCCAUUUUACAUCAGGAAAAUGGCACAUUUUCAAACCAUCAACCACUUUCCCCAAACAAAAGAACUAACACGGAAAGACAAACUGUUUAGAAAUGUUGUCAAAAUGCAGAAAACCUAUGGUAAAGAACCUUUUGAUUUUGUGCCUCAAACUUUUAUUCUUCCCAAUGAAUAUAGAUCUUUUUGCUCACAUUUUAAGAAAGACAGUGGUCCUUACAUUCUGAAACCUGUUGGACUUUCACGGGGUAGAGGUGUGACCUUAAUCACCAGUCCAAAGGAAGCUUUAAGGAAAACAGAAGCUGGUAAACGCAAUGUUGUCUGCAAGUAUAUCCCUAAUCCACUUAUGCUGAAUGGUUACAAGUUUGAUUUACGCAUCUAUGUGGCAGUCACUUCAUUUGAUCCUCUGGUCAUCUAUAUGUACAAGGAAGGACUGACCCGCUUCGCUACUGUUAAAUACAAUAUGCAUAGUGAUACUUUUAGUAACCUGUGCAUGCAUCUCACUAAUUACAGUAUUAACAUGUCAAAUGAGGAUUAUGUUAAAAAUACUGAUCCAGAAGUUGAAGAUUUUGGUAACAAAUGGUCAUUGGGUGCUCUGCUCCGCUUCUUACGCUCCACUGGCAAGGAUACCAGAGCUAUCAUGGUUGAAAUAGAAGAUGUUGUAAUUAAAACAGUUCUCUCUGUGGAGUGGAAUGUUGGUUUGGCUUGCAAGCGAUACCAGCAUCACAAAAAUAAUUGUUUUGAACUGUUUGGUUUUGACAUUUUGCUUGAUGAAAAUUAUAAGCCAUGGCUUAUAGAAGUUAAUCUGUCUCCCUCCUUAGGCUGUGAUACUCCUCUGGAUAUUAAAAUUAAAAGUAACAUGUUGUGUGAUCUUCUGAACCUUGUAGGCAUUCGCUGCUACAGUCCUAUAAGCUAUUUUUGUGGGUCUAAAGAACAUCGAUUCAGGCGGAAGCUAAAAGAAAGAUUACAAGUGACUGUAGGCUACUAUUAUUAUACAAAAUGCAGAGAGGCUAUACACUUAGUAUGGGGAUUGCGAGAUGCAAAAAAACAAUUUAAGGAAAUGAUGGAAGAGGAGAAAAACAGACAUUUUCAGGACUCUAAUGAGAAAAAAGAAACACCACAAAAAACCUCAACAACUACUUUUGCCAUGAAUUUAACUGCUGAAGAAGUGGAAAUGAUUCGUCAAGUUCGAGAGGAAGAUACAAGAGCAGGUGGCUGGUUAAGAAUAUUUCCUGCUGUAGACAGCUGGGACAAAUACUGGAAGUAUUUGUCAUUUCCCACCAAAAAUAACCUUGUGUUACAUCAAAGACUGUAUCCAGAAAUGCAUGUGACAAUGAGUGCAGGGAGAGUGCCUGGUGCUGACACCACAAUACCAACAGAAGCUGAAAAUCAGCUGUUGUUAAGAAUGACUGGAACCAGAGCUGGAGAAAAUCAAAAGAUAAGCAAAUCCUAUAUCCAGUCAUUGUAUAGAGUUGGACAAUAUGAAACCCCACUGGAAAUUAUUCCCUCACUUGGAUUUGGAGGUGCAGUCAACACUGAUGAUAGUUCCAGCAGUCAGGAUGUUUCCUACUUUGAUGAUUUGAUCAUUCAAGAUUUACAUCAAAUUCAGGCUGACAAACUAAAGGCUGCUCAAAUGUACCAAGAAAGAGCACAAAAAGAAACAGGACUUUGGGCCAGCUAUGUGACCUUCAACAAUCUGAAGAAAUACAUUGUUUCUGAGCUGAGUAAUGGGGCUACUCUAAGUGAAGUACAGGCAAGAACCAGCUUCUCACAGUAUCUCAGACACAUCAAAAAUAGACUUGUUCAAUCAUUUGAAGGGCAGGGAGAUGGUCAGCAGGAAUUAAUGGAUUUAGUAAAGAAAUUUUUACAACGAGCAUCUGUGUAUUUAACUGGAAAUUUAAAACUAGACUUUCCAGAUGAGAAAGUACCAGUGUCAGUUAGAGGUAAACUGAUGGCCAACCAAUUAACUAAUUUUAUCAAAGUUUACUCAGAGAGAACCUGUGAAAUGAUUAAAGAAGAGAAAUCUAACAAGGAGCAAAAAAAAUCCAAUGAGGAGUUUAAAGGGCUGAAUGCUUCCAAAUUUAUGCAAUAUAUACAGAGUGCAAGUGAAACAGAUCUGGAAGAACUUUUAAUAACAUUUGCUCAGCACAACAAGUCUAUUGAAAUAUUUUUUGGUGGGAAACCCGAGGCUUCAAACAUAAGCUAGCAAUCUCUGAAGAUGUGACUCAAGGGACAGGUGAAAAAGUAACUCCUUGGCAUAAGUUUGCUACAUUAGAACUGAACUAUUCCUUUCAUAUGUGAUGAACAAAUAAUACUAAAUAUCUAUGGAACAUCAUUAAUAGCUUUAUAGUUGAGCAGAUAGUUCUAUUUAUGAUUUGUGAUUUUUUAAAAUUUAUUGAAUCAAUCAGUAAAUGUCUUUGUAUUAUUUGUGGACAUAAAAACAUGUUAUCAUUGUGUAAAUAUAUAUAGUAAGAAAUUAUGAAAAGGUGUGUUAAUAACAAUAGUUCCAUAAAGAUAUUUGGUAAAUGCUUUGACAAUAUUUAUACAGAAAUUUUUUGUGUAUGUAAAUUUAUUUUCACAGAAUUGUGUUAACUUUUGUAAUGUUGAAUCGAUCAACGCAGUCACAAAAAAAUACCAUUACUAAAACAAAACGCAACAGAAAGUUGUUUUUCAGUUUAGCAUAUUAUUAUAGGCUUACAUACUAAAAUAACGGAGGUUUGGAUUUUAUUUGCUUUUGGAAUGGAAGUACCUCUAACAAUUAACACAGUUGGAUUUGAAAGGGAUAAUAUUAAAUCACCUCUACUAAAUGAACGUUUGUUUUUAUUCAAGAAUUCCUUCUGAAUAAUCUUGUCUAAGUCAUUGAUAGUUUUUUUGUGCUUUUAAGAGAAGCUAUUAGUAAUGGAUUGCAGUGAAAUUUGUCCCAAUUUGGUUAUCUCUAUGAUGUUACAAUAUUAGAAGUGUAUUCAUACAUAGAUUAAGACUUUAUAUUAAUAUGUAUAUUUUGAAAAUAGAAACUUUUCAAAUAUUUUGAUUCUGAAGCAUAAAGUUGAUAUUAUUUGAUAUAUUUUUUAUGAAUAUUUACUCAAGACUUAUCAAACAAGCCCUUUUGAUCAAGCUUAAGAGAAUGUUACAGAUUUUGUGAUGAUAUCUAACUGGAAUAAAAUAUUGCUGGCAAUGUAAA
Molecule: messenger RNA, 3738 nt
Organism: Biomphalaria glabrata
Lineage: Eukaryota; Metazoa; Mollusca; Gastropoda; Planorbidae
Product: tubulin polyglutamylase TTLL5-like
Exons: 26
Coding region: 139-2763 (874 amino acids)
Biological process (GO): microtubule cytoskeleton organization; protein polyglutamylation
Cellular component (GO): cilium
Molecular function (GO): tubulin-glutamic acid ligase activity; tubulin binding
Source: RefSeq, a predicted model, not a curated record